Drosophila obscura is the source of this 2110-nucleotide messenger RNA. It is a transcript of the gene Oatp58Db, whose product is annotated as solute carrier organic anion transporter family member 74D. Lineage: Eukaryota; Metazoa; Arthropoda; Insecta; Diptera; Drosophilidae. The record is from RefSeq and is a predicted model, not a curated record. Gene Ontology annotation, biological process: transmembrane transport; sodium-independent organic anion transport. Bases 40 to 2061 code for a protein of 673 amino acids. Gene Ontology annotation, cellular component: membrane. The transcript is spliced from 6 exons.
GGUUCAGUAUAAAAGAUAAGUUCGACGGGAGCGAUCGAAAUGGCCAGCGAGGCGACAGAAACUUCAGAGUUCCUUAGGGACAAACAAGAGCCUGAGCAGCAGGAAGAUACUUCGGAUACCACAUGUGGUUUCUGGCGGUUCAAAGGCCCUAACCUGCAAAGAUUUGCCAGUGAGAACAUAUACAUGGUUAUCUAUGGGAUUGCUGGCUGCUUUCUGGCCAUUGCCUUCUCGUACUCCAACGGAACCCUCACCACUCUGGAGAAGCGUUACAAAAUACCCACCAAGAUAACGGGAGUCAUUUCGGUGGGAAAUGAUAUAAGCACAGUUUUCUCAUCGGCCUUCCUGGCCUACUACGCCGGCCGAGGACAUCGACCGCGUUGGAUAAGUUUCGGCCUCAUUAUAUUGGCUGUGUUCUGCCUGCUCAUGCUUAGCCCGCACCUCAUCUAUGGACCUGGAGAGGAGGCCCUGAGUCUGACCCGAGAAUACGGGGAGUCCAUGGAUCAUACUCUAAAUGGAACUAAACGGGAUGAGGCGCUUUGCCAGCAGGAGAAGCCCAGUUGUGUGGAGAGCAAGGCACCCAGCGACUUUAUGCCUAUUAUGAUAUUCUUCUUGGCGCAGUUUGUCUGUGGCGUUGGGUGCUCCUUGUUCUAUACUCUGGGCCUGUCCUACAUGGAUGACAACUCCAAGAAGUCAAAGACCCCAGCCAUGAUAAGUUGGUCGGCUUUCCUGCGAAUGCUGGGACCGGCCAUCGGUUACUCGUUGGCCUCGGUGUGCCUCCGCAUUUACAUCGAUCCCUUCAAGGAGCCGCUGAUCAGCAAGGAGGAUCCUCGCUGGCUGGGUGCCUGGUGGUUGGGAUGGAUUCUGUUAGCCGUAAUCCUCUUGAUCUCCGCGUUCUUUGUCGGCUUGUUCCCCAAAGAAAUGCCCAGUGCCAGAGCCAGGCGUUUAAAGUCUGUCGCUGGCACUGGCACCGAGGCGGAAUCUCCACUGGGGGAGCGCUCUUUCAAGGACAUGGUCGAAACCCUGAAACGACUGGCGGCCAACAAGCUAUACAUCUGCAAGACAAUCGGCUCCAAUCUGUACUUCUUCGGGUACAUCCCCUACUGGAUAUUCACGCCCAAGUACAUCGAGAUCCAGUUCAGGCAGAGUGCAGCCAUGGCCAACAUGGCCACCGGAACCGUUGCACUGGGAUUCUCUGCCGCCGGAGUUCUCCUCUCCGGCUAUGUGGUCUCAAAGUUUAAGCCGAGUGCCCGGGCCAUGGCCGCGUGGAACUGUCUCGUUGACUACAUGACGGUGGCCGGUAUCAUUUGCUACAUGCUCAUUGGCUGUGAGCCCAGCGACAGGAUGAACUCCAUGGCCACACUGUCCGCCGGCGACAGCUGCAGUGCCUCCUGCCACUGCGACUUUGUGCACUUCGCCCCCGUCUGCAGUCCGGCAAACGAAACAUAUAUUUCCGCCUGCCACGCAGGAUGCUCGGAGAAGUUGACGGAUGACCUAGGACGAACCACGUACUCUGGCUGCAAGUGCAUUUCCUCCUCCCUCUCCCUUUCACCAAACCUGACCCUCCCUGAUGAGAACCAAUUCGCUUCUGAUGGAGUCUGUCCCGUUGACUGCUACGACCAGUUCCUCAUCUACCUGGCCGUCAUGUGUCUGCUGAAGUUUGUGGGGGCCACUGGGCGAUCGACUGAUCUGCUGCUGGUGUUGCGCUGUGUUCCGGCCGAGGACAAAACCAUUGCUCUGGGCAUUGGCAACAUGCUCUUUUCCGUGAUGAGCUUCAUUCCAAGUCCCAUAUUCUUUGGCUGGCUCAUCGACUACUAUUGCCUGGUGUGGGGCAAGACGUGCAGCACCAAGGGCAACUGCUGGCUCUACGACACCGGCUCUUUGAGGUACACAAUGAAUCUCGUGUCCGCCACGCUCAUUUUACUGGGUAGCUUCUGGCACAUUGCCGUCUGGUAUUAUGCCAAGGAUAUCAAAAUCUUCGACGAUGAGGAGGUAACAGAUAAUCCACGAAAGGAAGAACAAACGGAGCUGAAGGAAAAACCUAGUAAAAGUGAUAAGAACUAAAAAUAAAUACUAAACCAAAAAAAAUAAAUCUAGGGGGAAAAAAACUCAA